GUUAGUCUGAAUGAACUCACGCUUACAGAAGCUCAGGGAGUGAAGGAGGAAACCCAAACACACCCUGAAAGAAGAGCGAUGUGUGCAGUCCAUCACUAGGAAACAACCUAAAGGCUAAAUACGACUCGACACUGCUCAAUGACAUUGCAGAUCCUGUCACCUGCCACCGGAAACACUUGGACAUCUCGGAGGCCAUAAAUCAAGGAGUGUGUACCUCAUCUAACAAGUCGACAGGAGUGAAUAAUCUCCUUAAAGAGUCACUCACAGCUAACAAGACAGGGAGGGAGCAGGAGGCAGAGAAGAGGAGGGUGGGUGGAGAGGCUCAGAUCGAAUUGGCGCUUAAGCUGGAGCGAACAGGCGAGCUCUCGGAAGCAGCGAAUAAGUGUCUAUUGUAACCAAUGGUCCUCUGAAAAGACCUUUCAUUUUCCACUGAAGGAUCAAAACCAACAAAGGUUAGCAUCUGAGCCUCGUACCUCAGUGGACGAUAGAACGAAUGGCUUUUAUUUGAGAAGCAACAGUUCAAAAGGACUCGACCGUAAUUGAAGAUGGAUUGGUAAAAAAUCUUAAGGGGCAAGAGUAAAGCAACAUUUACAAUAUAUGGAAUUUCUUGGGUUUGUUGUCGGUGCUGAUCUGUCCAUCACUUUGACGCCUUGGUUGGAUCUCUAGCUGACAUUUCCCAAACCGGUACGGGUCAGUUCCAAACUGGAACCCGCAAGCUUUCUGGAGGUGGACAGAGUUGGGUGGAGAACAUGGGGAAGUCAAACAGCAAGCUCAAACCAGAAGUGGUUGAGGAAUUGACCAGGAAAACAUAUUUUACAGAGAAAGAGGUUCAGCAAUGGUACAAGGGCUUCAUUAAAGACUGCCCGAGUGGUCAGCUCGAUGCUGCAGGUUUCCAGAAGAUCUACAAGCAGUUCUUCCCCUUCGGUGACCCCACCAAGUUUGCCUCAUUUGUCUUCAAUGUUUUUGACGAGAACAAGGAUGGAAGGAUUGAGUUCUCCGAGUUCAUUCAGGCUCUCUCUGUGACAUCACGCGGGACCUUGGAUGAAAAGCUUCGCUGGGCCUUUAAGCUAUAUGAUCUUGAUAAUGAUGGCUACAUCACACGUGAUGAAAUGCUCAAUAUAGUGGACGCCAUCUAUCAAAUGGUGGGAAACACAGUGGACCUUCCAGAAGAGGAAAACACACCAGAGAAGAGAGUGGAUCGCAUUUUUGCCAUGAUGGAUAAGAAUGCUGAUGGGAAGUUAACUCUACAAGAGUUCCAGGAGGGUUCGAAGGCAGAUCCAUCCAUUGUACAAGCUCUGUCACUCUAUGAUGGACUAGUAUAGUAGCAGUUCGUAAUAAAGGUCUGCCUGAGGAUUCAGUGCAAUGGCAACCCACCAUGCCAUGUAAAGAGAUGAGUCUUCUUCAUCUGACCUCUCAUUCUGGACACUUAUGACUGAGAAGUACAAGAGAGAUAAACCACUUUGAACUCAUCUUCUUGUCUCCUCACAAGCAAAUCGCUUUUGACCCUUUUCUUUGUCAUACAGUGACAAAAAGGAAAGAGAUUGCCAUUCUGAAAAUUGUGUUUAUGUGUUCGCAAACUGAACGAUCCCACUGGAUUUUCACAAGUGCUUGUUUCACUGAGAAAAUAAAGUGAACACUGUGGAAGGCACUGAUUUUAAAAAGCAUGUUGACUGACCUGAAUUAUAGAUAUUUUUAAUCAUACUCUGCUGGGAUAUUGUAGACGUAUGCUUCUUUUAUUAUUUAAGAGCCUGGUUAUGUUUUAUUUAUUUUUUGUUGACCUUGAAAUGUAUGGAUCACUGUAACAAGCAUCAAUGCUUCAAAAGCUUCUUAAAAUGAAAGACUAUUAUCCUGUCUUGCAUUUCUUUUGUAAUAUUAAUUUGAAAGGAGAUUCAUUUAUUGUGUCUGUAGUACUCCAUUGCUGGCAAAACUCAUUACAAAGACCUCAACAGGGUGUCAUAACCAGGCAAUGUGCUACAUUGUUAUUUUGAACAGAACUAAUGUGUGUGCAUCUGUAUGUAAAGGCUUCCAGUACUUAUGAAUACACGGCACUUUGAUGUCCCAAGAGUUUGUUAAGAGUAUAAGAGACACAACCAAUGUUUUUUUUUGUAAGACUUGUCAGAUAUGUUAGAUAAGCUAUUAUCUAAUAUAAAUUAACAUAGCAUGUUAAGCAGUUUAACUUGACCUUAUCAACUGCAUACAUGAAUUAAAAUAAUGAGGAAUACAGGUGCAUAUACUCAUCUAUUUAUUACUUUUCACAGUGUUUGCCUUCACUGCAUUAAUCAAGCUUAUAAUAAGAAAACACAUUUGUGAAUUUAUUUAUAGAAAUAUUUACAGUGUUGCCCUUCACUGCAUUCACCAAAAAUAUAUACAAUAAAUAACCUUAUUUUUUUAGAAAUAUUUGCUGUAAAUAUUAUUACAGUAAAUAUUUACAGUAUUGGCCUUCACUGCAUUUCCCAAACAAGAUAUACAGUACAACAGCUAUAUAUAUAUAUAUAUAUAUAUAUAUAUAUAAUGCAAUAUUUACAGUCAGAAUCACAGUAUAUGAGAAAAACAUGUAUCAUUUUUUUAUAUAGAAAUAUUUACAGUAAGUAUUGUUAAAGUAAAUAUUUCAGUCAAUAUUUUGUGUUGGCCUUCUGCAAUCACCAGGGUGGUAAUAAGAAAAAAUUAUACAACAAAUACCUUUGUUUCAAGGUGUUUUACUCUACAUAUGUCCAAAAGUAUUUACAGGAAAUAUUAUUACAGAAAAUAUUUAAAUAAAUAUUACAGUCAAUAAUUAAAUAAAUAUUUCAGUCAAUAUUUACAGAAAAAUGUACAGUGUUUGCUUUCACUGCAUUUACCAAGCUUGUAAUAAACAAAAUAUUAUGUAACAAAUACUGUUAUUUUAAAAUGUUGUGAAAUGUUGUGAAAAUAACAAACCUCACAGCUUAAGUAUAAACCUAAACAUUUGUUUAUAUAUAUUUUUUUCCCCUUAGAUCCAGCAACUAGCUUAAACAACUGCUGUUCCUUUCUUUUCCUGUUUGGUUUUCUUUCAGACAAAAGCCAUAGGCUUAAAGAUAUUUGUGUCAGGUAGAUUAAGACCUCCCUUGUUUCAGUUGGUGUCAUGCUUUAUCCGUCACUCUCUGCCUAAUGAUUAAAUUUGAGUUGCUACAUAA
Molecule: messenger RNA, 3152 nt
Organism: Triplophysa dalaica
Lineage: Eukaryota; Metazoa; Chordata; Actinopteri; Cypriniformes; Nemacheilidae
Gene: ncs1b
Product: neuronal calcium sensor 1b
Exons: 9
Coding region: 750-1322 (190 amino acids)
Molecular function (GO): calcium sensitive guanylate cyclase activator activity; calcium ion binding
Source: RefSeq, a predicted model, not a curated record